This is a messenger RNA of Plectropomus leopardus (leopard coralgrouper), 1758 nucleotides long. RefSeq names its product histamine receptor H2b (gene hrh2b). Gene Ontology annotation, cellular component: plasma membrane. The record is from RefSeq and is a predicted model, not a curated record. Gene Ontology annotation, biological process: positive regulation of MAPK cascade; adenylate cyclase-activating adrenergic receptor signaling pathway. NCBI's taxonomy places the organism in Eukaryota, Metazoa, Chordata, Actinopteri, Perciformes, Serranidae. Gene Ontology annotation, molecular function: G protein-coupled receptor activity.
CUCUAUACAAAGGAGCGAUGUAAAAAAAUUGUCUGAUGGAAAAUUGAACUGGCAGUGGAUGAGCCUGUUCAAGCAUUUUCAGCAGCAUUCUUUCAGUGACCCAGUGCCUGAGGAGGAGGUCACCAUGAUCUCCACAGCACUCCGCUGGCUGGUUCUGGUGUCUUUUAUAAUUCUGACCAUUGGUGGGAACAUGCUGGUGUGUUUGGCUGUGGGGCUCAGUCGUCGACUGUGGCGCAUCGCUAACUGCUUCGUGGUAUCUCUGGCAGUGACAGAUCUCCUGCUAGGCCUGCUGGUGCUGCCCUUGUCUGCCACCCUGGAGCUGCGCAGUGGGAACUGGCCCCUCGGAGGAGCCCUGUGUAACAUCUACAUCUCACUGGAUAUCCUGUUGUGUACAUCGUCCAUCCUCACCCUGCUGGCUAUCAGUGUGGACCGAUACCUCGCCAUUUCAGCCCCCCUCAGCUACUCCCGGAGAGUUACUCCUCUAAGGGUGACACUGGCCAUGAUCGCCAUCUGGGCCUUGUCACUAGCUGUGUCCUUUGUGCCCAUCCACCUGGGCUGGAAUACGGCGGACUACAGUGUGCAGCACAUAGACUGGGACAUGGGUGAUGAGGACAAGGAGGGACGCUACUGCCAGUUUGAAUGGAAUAAUAACUACGUCCUCAUUUAUGUCUUUGGCUCAUUUUACCUGCCUCUGUUGCUUAUGUGCGGAAUGUAUCUCUGCAUAUUCAGAGUGGCACGAGAACAGGUGCGGCGUAUCCGUGCUGCCACUCCAUCAUUUGCACGCACGGCAUCGACUGCAGCCAUAGCCCGAGAGCACAAAGCCACAGUGACCGUGGUGGCUGUGCUGGGGGCCUUUAUCAUCUGCUGGUUCCCCUACUUCACCUAUUUCACCUGCAUGGGCUUAAGGGAAAAGACAAACCCGCCUAAUACACUUAACUCUGUGGUCCUGUGGCUGGGCUAUUUUAACUCUGCUCUUAACCCCAUCCUGUAUCCAGCCUUCAACAGGGAUUUCCGCAGGGCCUAUGGACAGCUGCUUCGCUGCAGAGGACCAUCUCACAGAAAACUACGGCUUUCUUGUGCGUCCAUGCAAAAAAGAUUGACCUUUACUAAUGGACAGAGGGUUUCCCAACAGUCUGAGAAACAUAAAGACACGGUUAAUAAAGAAACUGAGGGGAAGAGCCUCACACUACAUAAGAGGAAUGGUGUCCCUGAUGAGCCAAGGUAAAACACCAUGUAUCUGUAGUUCCACUGCUGGACUAAAAUUUGUGAAUUAUAAACUUGCCCCACUACACACAAUUACAAUAUCACAUAAAUGCUUAGUAAAGAGUGCCAAAGAUUAUAUAAUCUGUGUGAAACUCACAUGACAGGAAUACAAAAAUAGGACAUGAUGCAAAUCUAUGUGCUUUAUUAAAAGGUGACCAAUAUUUUCUUGAUUACAGAACAUCAUGACAUUCACAGUGCUGAAAUGUCUGUUUAUUAGGCACAUGUUGAAAGCAUGUAACAAAGUAUUUCAAAGAAGACAGUAGCAAGCGGAGCAGAAUUGAGUGGAAUGAAUAGAUAACUCUAAGUUUCCCAGUAAGCUGCAUGGAGACAAAGGUGGUUAAAAGUUUGCAAACUGUUUAUUUAUUCUCCCCUUGACCCUGUCAAUGAGAGUGAAUAAGUGACCAGUAAGUUCAUUUGAUGUGUUCAAAUUGUGUAUGUUUGACUAGACCCAAGCAGGAUAACCUUGACUUCCUGGAUGAUUUAACAGAACUGCAA